AUGUCGCCGAUAAUAGAGAGAAAAAAUAAACAACCACACAUGGAAAUAAAACAAUGGCUUAAAACGUUAGAAUUAAAUGAAUAUGAAAAUAAAUUUGAUAAAUUCAAUGGAGUCGAGGUUAGUGUUAACGACAGAAAAGCAGAAGACAAAAGAAAAUUACCUUUCAUACAACUUGGAAUAUUAAAUUCGGCACACAGAGCAAGAAUAAUAUCAAGUUUAACAAUAUUAAAACAAAAAUAUGAUAAACUAGAAGGUGAAAAAUUAGAAAAUAAAUUACAAAGGCAUAGCGUUGCAAUUGAAAGUGGAAGAUUAACAAUUUACGAUGGAGGGUAA
Messenger RNA from Pediculus humanus corporis (human body louse), 333 nucleotides. RefSeq lists its product as uncharacterized. NCBI's taxonomy places the organism in Eukaryota, Metazoa, Arthropoda, Insecta, Psocodea, Pediculidae. The record is from RefSeq and is a predicted model, not a curated record. Gene Ontology annotation, molecular function: protein binding. The transcript is spliced from 3 exons. Bases 1 to 333 code for a protein of 110 amino acids.